AAACUGGAAAUGAAAUGACAUUCUUUCUGUCAAUUCCCCUUUCUAUGCCAUCGUAAAAUGGACCCAGGCAUAGGGUGCUGAUUAAAAUUUUACUUUUCUCUUUAUUUCAUUAAGCUAAUUCUAUAAAUAUCAGUUCAAAAUGAGCGUUUUUAAAUCAGCCAUGGGCUACUUUAGUUCUAGUGGUGCCAAUGGCGGCAGUGAUAAUGAUUUUGUUGGUCAGUUUGUGGAAAUCGGAAACAUGAAACUAAGAGUGAAAAAGGUGAUAGCAGAAGGUGGUUUUGCAUUUGUAUUCGUUGCUCAAGACGUGUCCUCCGGCACAGAAUAUGCCCUGAAAAGGCUAAUGGCAGCCGACGAGCAAGCCAACAAGAAUAUAAUUCAAGAGAUUAGCAUAUUAAAAAAAUUAUCUGGUCACCCUAAUAUAAUUAAAUACAUAGCAGCUUCCUUUAUUGAUAAAUCAAAGACAACCCAUGGAAUGGGUGAAUAUUUGUUGUUGACUGAUUUGUGUACUGGCGGCAGUUUAAUGGAGGCUUUGCAGAAUAGAGGGCAGGCGUUCCCUCUGCAGACGAUAUUGAGGGUAUUCUACCAGAUGUGUAGGGCUGUUCAGCAUAUGCACGCCCAAGUGCCUCCAAUAGCGCAUCGUGAUCUCAAACUAGAAAAUUUUCUUAUAUCUAGCGAAGGUACAAUCAAACUGUGUGACUUCGGAUCGGCCACCACCGACGUCUACUCGCCGAAUCCCUCGUGGAGCGCCAACCAGAGGAACAUGCUGGAGGAAAAUCUGGCGCAGUUCACGACGCCCAUGUACAGAGCGCCCGAACUUCUUGAUACUUGGGACAAUAGGAAGAUCGACCACGAGGUAGACGUUUGGGCGUUGGGCUGCAUACUCUACACUCUGUGCUUCAUGCAACACCCUUUCGAAGAUUCAGCUAAACUGGCAAUACUGAACGGAAAUUACAAUUUGAACCCCAACGAUCAGAGGAAUAAGUGCUUUCAUGAUAUUAUUCAUGGAUGCCUGACGGUGAAUCCCGAAGAGCGGUUGACGAUCAACAGUGUCCUAGAACGAUUAGCGGCCAUAGCGGAGUCGAACAACGUCAACCUGAAGCAACCACUCAAAUUUGAGCGUAAAAAAGUUGAACAAUCCGUGGCCACUAGCUCGCCAGCGAGCAAAGAUCCUGCAUCUGCCAGCCAGGAAGUGCCGAACUCUCGGCCUCCGGAGCCAGCGCGGCCUCCCCCGCCGUCUCGCCCUCCUCCCGCGGCCCCUCACCCCUCGCAACACCCCCCCUCGGCUCAUUCGAACUCGGGAGGAUUGUUUUCGUCAAUCAAAGGAGGCGCUGGUAGUUUCCUGAGAAAUUUGAAGGACACGUCGUCGAAGGUUAUGCAGACUGUCCAACAGUCGAUAGCUAGAACUGAUUUGGAUAUAAGUUAUAUAACUAGUCGCAUCAUUGUUAUGCCGUACCCGUCUGAAGGUCUGGAGAGCGCGUAUAAGACUAACCACAUUGAUGACGUUAGGGCAUUCCUGGAGAGUCGUCACCCCGGCGGCAGGUACUGCGUGUACAACCUGUGCCGGGGCGCGCGCUCGCCGCUGGGGAGGCCCGGCGGCGAGGGCGCGGGCCGGGCGCUGUGGCCCACCGCCGCCCACCGGGCCCCACUGCUAGCACCGUUCUAUUCAUUACUGCAGAAUAUGUAUCAAUAUCUGGGAAAGGACGAUAAAGGAGCGCUAGUGUUGACUUGCCAGGACGGCAAAGCAAUGUCAUGCGUGGUGCUGUGCGGCCUGCUGUUAUACGCCAAACUGGUGACUGUUCCGGAAGACGCGCUACAAAUAUUUGCUGUCAAACGGUCACCCAUCAACAUCGCGCCCAGCCAACUGCGGUAUCUCUAUUACCUCAGUAAUAUCGUCAGACCUGAACCUGUUCUCCCACACUUCAGGCCGGUGACACUGGUUUCUCUAACGAUACAACCUGUGCCGUUGUUCACGAAAGCGAGAGACGGUUGCCGGCCAUACAUAGAGAUAUACAACGAAGAUAGACUGUUGCUAUCAACAUUGCAAGACUACGAUAGACUUCAUGUGUAUACAAUGGCUGAAGGGAAAGUGACGUUACCGCUAGACACGACGGUGACGGGAGACGUGUCGGUGUGCGCCUACCACGCGCGGCAGCAACUCGGCCGAGUGCACUCGGUGCCGAUGCUCGCCCUCCACUUCCACACCGGCUUCCUGGCCCACUCCCAACACGCCAUCAAGUUUAACAGAUCUGAAAUCGACGGUAUAGACGAAUCAUCACCGGUGAACGACCACUUCUCAAACAACACGAACGCGGUGAUAAGCCUAGUGGUGCAGAAUGGUGAACGCAGGAAGCCAAGAAGCGAUUUGUGGGAGGAAGACCAUUCGUUCCCGAUACGGACGCCUGAUGUACUGUUCUCUACUACGCUGGAGAGGGACGAGACUAUUGAUAAUUUUGUGACAGCGGAUUACCCCCCAAAAGAGGUCGAGAAACCGGCCCCCGUUCCUACUCGGCCGCCGCCCCCCCGGCCCGCGCCCCCCGCCGCGCCCCCCUCAGACACCGCGGACUUUCUCAAUCUAGCCAAUGCGGCGGUGGCGCCGCCAACCGAGCAGAAGAAGAAACUCACCAGUGAUGAUUCGUUCGAUUUCUUCGGCAUGAUGGAAAAACAAACGGACGAGAGUUUCGGAGAUUUCCUCAGUUCUAACAAGGAAGAGGCGCAGAAUUUCUCAUCGGAAUCUAUAUUCGGCGAGCCGGCCAAGGGUGUGGAGUCAGCAGAGCGACCCGUGGCGAGUGACUUCGACCCGUUUGGCCUCAACGACCCGCUGCCCAAACAGGAGCCGCUGUUGACACCACGACCAGUGGUGGAAGAGGUCCGAUCUCAAAGCGUGCCCCCCGAAUCAUCAAAGAAGGAUCCGUUCGCGGAUCUGGGCCUGCUCGGCUCGUUGCCUAGCAACGCGGCCGGCGCGGCCAGCGCGGCGCCGUCGGCGGCGGCGUCGCCUGCGCACACGCCGGCGAGGUCGCCUGCGCAUCAACCUGAUUACAGCCGAAGCCACUUCGAACCAGCAAAGACACCGGCCGACGACAAGCCCAAAAAGUCCACAGAUGUGUUCGGCGACUUGCUCGGCAGCCAGGGGUACGACUUCGCGAAGAGAGACGCCGGGCCCAAGACCAUGAACGCGAUGAGGAAGGAGGAGAUGGUGAGGGAAAUGGACCCCGAGAAACUGAGGAUACAUGAAUGGACGGAGGGCAAGAAAGCCAACAUCCGAGCGUUGCUAUGCUCCCUGCACACCGUGGUGUGGGAGGAGUGUCGCUGGACACGCGUGGACAUGUCUCAACUUGUGUCGCCUGCCGAUGUUAAGAGGAAUUACAGGAAGGCGUGUCUAGCUGUACAUCCUGAUAAGCAAAUGAACACUCCCAACGAAAACAUUGCAAAAAUGAUAUUCAUGGAACUGAACAACGCAUGGAGUGACUUUGAAAAUGACGCGAAACAGCAAAACCUGUUCCAAUCUUAACGUGUACGAAAAUAAUAGGUAUUUAAAAAAAUAUUUUUUUACCCUCUUUAAUUUUAUGCCAGUGUCCAACGAUAAUGUGGUAUUUUUAAAUUUGGAUUUUUUCGAAUGCACAACUGAUCUUCUUUUAUAUAGCCAGUGAAUAAAUAAAUUGUAUUAAUUGAAGGAAACUUAUUUUUAAGCAAAACAAUAGUUCUGAUUAUGAUUUGUUUUAUUGAAAUUCGUAAAAAUGGUACACAGGAUGAAAAUGCUGAAACUUGAAUGACUAAUCACUUCAAAAUUAUACUAAAUCGUCUUAAAAUGUUUUAUGCACUUACUUAAAAGUGUUUUUUUUCCUUUAACGGCCUUCUACAAACCAGAGGUAGAGAUGGAAUGAUCCUUUUCUGGGCCCAUUCCAAAUUGUCAUUUUUCUUGUUCGAUUGCAAUUAAUAAUGUAUAGUUAUAUAUAAAUUUAUAUAGAUAUUGUGCGAUAGCAAUCUAUGGCACAGAUAUAAAUAAGCUGUUAAAAUUACUAUGUCUUCUCCGUAUUUCUACCAGGUGUUGGUUGUAUUGUCGCCCUGUUAAGAAUAAGUAAAGAUAAAGUGUAAAUUGGAAUAUAUGGGUAUAAUCUAUAGUGCAUAGCGAAGCUGUUUUGAGAAGUUUAUUUGACAGAUGCCCAAUUUUCUAAUUUUUUUUUAAAUUUAUUUAUUGAAAUGUAAUAAAUAUUUAUAUAAUACGGGACAAAUUACACAAAGUUAGUGUAGUUUAUGUACUACUAUUAUUAUUGGAAUAUAUAAAUAAAAUAAAAAAAUAAAAUAUUCAAAAUUAUUUUAUUAAUUGUCCCACGUUGGGCGCCAGUGUUGCAAGCUCAAAUAUCUGUCAAAUAACACUUCUCAGGACUACCACACAUCGUAUUGUUUAUAAUCAUUCACGGAUCAGAAUGAACGUUGCCAAAGAACAAAUAAAUCCACUAGCAAUACGCUUUCUAUCUAGAACCCAGGGUCCUCUUAAGACAACUAUAAAAUAAUAACAAGGUAAGCCAGGAAGCCCGAACAGCUCUGGGGCUUGAUAUGCCUCGACUUAUCUACGUAUUUAUUUUACUCUAUGGUUAACGUCAAAGGUAAAAAGAGAGGUUAGUUAAGCCUUCUCAACGUUCAUGAAUAAGUUGUUCGUUCUAUUUGCCUGGAUGUGUAGGUUUUCACACGAUAUUUAUUAUCCUUCCCCACAAAAGAAGGUGUAAAGAUUUGAUUUAUUUAUUCUGUGUCAACGUUCAGAAACAUCCUUGUUGGUCUAUAGCUAACAUUUUCAUAGAUAAUAUAGAAAGUUUUCAAUGUUGAUGCUUCUAAACUUCGGCCCAGUCGGAUGAAAUCUGUUUGAGUAGAUAUAAUAAUGAAAUAUAAUAAAAAUAAUGUCCGCUUUCGGAUUUCUUUCUCAUUCGGACGAAGUGUGUAGUGUAGUACAAUUUAUAUAACUGAAAAAAAAAUUAUAUUCAAUGUUGAAUGUUUCCGCGGAUAUGCCCGGUUAGGUACCGUAAAUUCUCACCUUUUUUUUAAUAAAUUGGAGGUCUCAUAAUUAAACAAUCAUAUGGUUUAUAUAAUAUUUUUCUAUCUCUGAGGACAACUGAAUAUAAGACAUAUAUACGUCUUUUUUAUGUUUUUGAAGAGCCGCACUUUUUGUCUAGUGUUUCUGUACUAUUCACUCGCCAAACAAGGAAUGGAGUUUCAAAUCAAAAUAUACUACAAUAUUGUAUACCUAUCUAAUUAUAUAUAAAUAUAUGAUAUACAAUAUACAAUCAUCAAUAUAGGUAGGCUGAGAAAAUUUCCAUUUUUUUAAAAUAUUUAAGUAAGUUCAAUACGUAAACUCAACAAUUAUAACAGAAUUCGGCAUUGUUAUUGUUGCAAAUAGGUAUACGAUUGAAUGCAGAGGAUGUAAGGAUAUCCGCGGAAAUAAUGUUAUUCUCGGCGUAAACGUAAGCGAAUGUUAGCGGCUUCAUAAAUGCUGUUAUAUGUAUAUUGUGUAAUUAAAAUGUUUGUCUGUUUUUGGAUUGGUGUAAUUAUGAAGUUGCUUUAUUAACUGUAUUGAUAAUUAUAAAUAGGAAGCUAUUAAGUAAAAUUAAUUACAGCACAACAGAAGCCGCGGGCGAAGUUAUAAAAAAAAGUUAUGGUAGUGCACGUAAAAGGUCGUAGUUGAGCGAACACGAAUGUACGUACCAUUUUUAUAAAUGUUAAGUUCACUUUUACAAAACAAGGAAUGGAAAAAUGACCUUGAAAUUAUUCCAGUCCUCUGCCCCUUUUUUGUCACAAUAAUAAGAGACAGAGGCAAUAAAAACGAAUCUGUUAUUUUCUAAUAAGCCUUUUAAAAUAAAUUUUAUCCGAGAUCAUUUCUUCAUUCUAGAAUUUUGUAUGUUAUAGGUUUGGCUUCAAAGUUUGUGUAUUACUUCUGCGCAAAUCUAUCAAAAUACCCGGCACGUAAUUUAACCCAAAAUGGCGGCGAUAGCCUAUGCCAUAGUUGCCAGAGCUAUACGUCAUUAAUGACAUCUCUAAACGUGUAUACAUAAGUCAAGAUACGUUCCGGUAAGAAUACUAGGUAGGUAUGUUGUUUAAGGCCCGUACUUACUAGGAUUUUCAUGUGUACGAGCCUUAUGGAUAAACGCUGGCCGUUUUUCUUAUUACUAUGUUGAUUUUGGGUUUGUGAAUAUGUUUUAGUACAUUCCUAUGUUCCAUGUGUAUGGCAAUAUUGUGCUGACACCCUGUAGUGGUAAUGUAAAUCACAGCUAUUCAGAAUCAAUGCAAUGUAUAGAAAUAAAUAAAUAAAUAGUUAAUUUCUUGUUUGUACAUAGUUGUGGAUCACACCUUUAGGCGCCUCGAAUCACUAUGCAUUUAUAAUUACCAUUUUCAAUUAAGAAUAGCGUUUUAAUUUAAAUUACGGUUUAAGUUUUAAUUUGUCGCUUUGCCAUGAAACUGUUCAGUAAUGAAAUUUCAGAAUUUUCUGGUGCUAGAUCAGCUAUAUAUGUAGAAUAGCUGAGGUUUUAUUUCGUAAUUGUAAAAUUGGCCCCAAAGUUAAAGAUUAUGUUUCAAGCUUGGUGUGAUUCUACCCUUAUUUUAAGUUCCUUAUACUCAAAGUAUUUUGUAUUUUUUGUUAUGGCAUUUUAUUGUUAGGUAUGAAAUGAAUUGCGUUCAAACGUACGUACUUACGUCUUGUGAAAUGUAUAUUUUGCUUAGGAAACGAUGUCCAUACAUUACGAAUAAACGAAAAUAAUAAUAAAUAAUUGCA
Amyelois transitella is the source of this 6757-nucleotide messenger RNA. RefSeq names its product cyclin-G-associated kinase (gene aux). Bases 140 to 3508 code for a protein of 1122 amino acids. Gene Ontology annotation, molecular function: protein serine/threonine kinase activity; ATP binding; AP-2 adaptor complex binding. Gene Ontology annotation, biological process: protein phosphorylation; regulation of clathrin-dependent endocytosis; positive regulation of Notch signaling pathway. The transcript is spliced from 19 exons. Gene Ontology annotation, cellular component: cytoplasm. The record is from RefSeq and is a predicted model, not a curated record. Lineage: Eukaryota; Metazoa; Arthropoda; Insecta; Lepidoptera; Pyralidae.